This is a messenger RNA of Sitodiplosis mosellana (orange wheat blossom midge), 1158 nucleotides long. RefSeq lists its product as uncharacterized. Lineage: Eukaryota; Metazoa; Arthropoda; Insecta; Diptera; Cecidomyiidae. The record is from RefSeq and is a predicted model, not a curated record. The transcript has 2 exons. Bases 20 to 955 code for a protein of 311 amino acids.
CAUCGAGUCUAAUCGCGAAAUGGAUUUGAUGGCUAAACACAUAACAAAGAAUGAGACAGGAGUUGUGUUCCUUGGUGAUGCGGCGUUCCCAUCAAAUUCGAAAAUCGGUGUGAAAAGAACAAAACGAACACCGGAUCAGCGAAAGUUCAUAGUUAGCCUAAAAAAGGACGGCAAAACGGAUGUUGUGCUUACACCAGAGCCGUAUACAUCACAAACCUGUGCCAAUUGCUUGCGGCGAUUUCCAAGAAGCACAAAAAGUGACCGAUUCAAAGUAUGCAAAGAUUGUCGCCCACACAAGGAUGUGAGACUCCCACCGGUUAUCGUGACUGAUCGAAGCAGACGGCGCAAGCAACGUGAUCGAAAACAAAACGCCAGCCAAAAGCCAACAGCAAAUGUAACUAGAGCCGAAAGAGCUGAGAAGCACCGGGAAAAGCGUCGAAGUGAGCGUGAAAGCCACAAUCCAGAGCAAUUGGAUACCGAACAGGCAGUGAGACGGUACAAUCGACGCAUACGACGGCGUAAACUACGUCAACGACGUCGAGUUGCAGGCCAUCGCAGCCGUAAAGUAACCAAACAACCGGAAGCGGAAUCCGAUUCGCCAGGUUUUGAUAAAAUUGGUGACACAAGUAUUUGCAAGAUUCGUGUCAAAAAUCGUAAGGCCAAACCACAAUUAUGGCAGCGAAUACAUUACAAUGCAAAUGAUAAAGGAAUUGGGGAUUUGGGGUCAAAGAAAAUACUCUUCCAGAAAAACUGGCACUCAAGCCCAAUGAAUGAUCAGAACGCUUUUACUGUUACUUGGCAUCGUGACAUCUGUGCGGCGAAGUGCAUCUUGUACAGAGGCCGUUGUAUGGUUUUCGACUUGAAUGUGCACGAAUCAUUUGUGUUACCACCAGAAAGGAUAUGGCCAAAAUGUCGAGAUGACCAAUCGAGAUGGCCAAUCAAAUGCUGUCGAUGAAAAGUAGAGCGUAGAUCAAGAGGAUAAAAUAAAGCAUUAACGAUUAGUUAAUUUCAAAGCUUGAUUUUUGUGGCUUUGUACAUUAAAAUGUGUGUGCAAAUACACGAUGUAAUACGGGUUAAACCCGUAGGUAAGUUGUUGUAUGUAAGAUUUUCUCAGUCAGUUGGUCAAUUUCAAUAUCCACACCAAUAUUUAUUACCAAA